AUGGAGGAGGGGGGGUACUGGCGGCCGUCGUGCUCGUCGCUGUCGCUGGCGGAGCACCAUGGCAGCACGGGCCACCUGUGCGCGCGCCACGCGCCUCAGCCGCGCGUCGCGCACCGCCACGCGCCGCACGCGCACGCGCACACGCACCACCGCGUGCCGCACACGCAGCACGCCGCCUCGUGCCCCGUGCACAGCCCCUUCCGACAGCCUGCGCCUGACUACUGCGCUGCGCAUUCACAGACGUUUUUCACGAUCUGUUAA
Molecule: messenger RNA, 261 nt
Organism: Ostrinia furnacalis (Asian corn borer)
Lineage: Eukaryota; Metazoa; Arthropoda; Insecta; Lepidoptera; Crambidae
Product: histidine-rich glycoprotein-like
Exons: 2
Coding region: 1-261 (86 amino acids)
Source: RefSeq, a predicted model, not a curated record